This is a messenger RNA of Cryptomeria japonica (Japanese cedar), 1293 nucleotides long. RefSeq names its product 2-oxoglutarate-dependent dioxygenase DAO. The record is from RefSeq and is a predicted model, not a curated record. Gene Ontology annotation, molecular function: dioxygenase activity. The coding region runs from base 164 to 1156 and encodes 330 amino acids. NCBI's taxonomy places the organism in Eukaryota, Viridiplantae, Streptophyta, Pinopsida, Cupressales, Cupressaceae. The transcript has 2 exons.
AUCUUCUUUCUCGGCGAAAAGAAUUAUUCAAAGCGAAUGCUCUGGUCGCCCAUCAAACUACAAAUGUCCUCCAAAUCUCUCUUCUCCUUGUGGUCAUCUUCCCCAUUCUUCCCUUUUCUGUUUAUUAAGGGCAAGCUUCCAAAGUAGUGAUUCUUCUCUAAUCAUGCCUUCCGUAGUAGUGACAGACGAAUACAUGAAAUCCGAACAAGUGCCUGUUAUUGAUCUUUCUUCAUUGAAGAACGGCCAUGAAGCAGAAAGCGCGACGUUGGCUAAAUUGAAACAGGCUUGCCAAGAGUGGGGAUGUUUUCUGGUGGUGAAUCACGGAAUAGAGGAGAACGUUAUCACCCAAAUGGAUUCAGCCACCAGAGAGACGUUUAAAGUUUCCAAAGAAAACAAAGAGAAAAUUCAAGGAGAAUUCGGAUACAUUCCCUCCAUGGCUGCCCUGCCCUUCUUAGAGAUUCUCCCUGUCAAUGGGGCCCCCGAUCCCGACGCAAUCCAAAAGUUUGCCCAAGAGCUGUGGCCUCAAGGAAACCCUAAAAUCUGCAAAGUCAUAGAGGCAUACUCUUCCCGGGUUGAGGAGCUCACAAACGAUAUCAUAACAGCAAUAUUCAAGAGCUUUGGGGUAAGCAAGUAUUACAAAUCUCAGUUUUGGGGACUUCUUCGCAUGAAUCACUGUGACGUGCGGGGAGAGGCAAGAGGAGGAUUGGGUCCCCAUACAGACCAUAAUCUGAUUACUGUGAUGUACCAAGAUAAUACUGGUGGACUUGAGCUGAAGACCAAAGCAGGCAAUUGGGUAGAAGUGAAGCCUGUACCCAACUCCUUUGUGGUUUUUACGGGUGACUCGCUCAAGGCCUGGAGUAAUGCUCGCAUUCACAGCGGAAUACACAGAGUGAUAGUAAACAAUAAAUCUCCUCGGGUUUCGCUGCCAUACUUUUUUUUCUUCCAAGAUGACGACGUUAUAGAGGCGCCUCCUGAGUUUGUGGACGACGAGCAUCCUCGCCUAUACUCGCCCUUCAAGUAUGGAGAGUACAAAUCCUACUGCAAGGCAAUUAAGACUUCGAGAUGCGAACACAAAGAGUUCUUUGAAAGAGAGAGUGAUGAAGCAUUUCUUGAAAACUUUCUUGCUGCUUCAUCUGUUUGCGCCUGCAAUCAUUGAGACACAAAUUCAUGGAUAUCAUUGAAGUUUUUAUGUUUUUGACUACUUUUCCUAUAAAAUAAUUAUAUGUGUAGAACAACGAUCUGUUAUUACACAGACUGUUAUUCAUAAUCUAUAUUCCUGCGUUCAGCUCCCAA